This is a messenger RNA of Anolis sagrei ordinatus, 2351 nucleotides long. RefSeq names its product zinc finger protein 157-like. The record is from RefSeq and is a predicted model, not a curated record. Gene Ontology annotation, biological process: regulation of transcription by RNA polymerase II. NCBI's taxonomy places the organism in Eukaryota, Metazoa, Chordata, Lepidosauria, Squamata, Anolidae. Gene Ontology annotation, molecular function: RNA polymerase II cis-regulatory region sequence-specific DNA binding; DNA-binding transcription factor activity.
ACAGCAGCUGAAGGAAGCUCGGGAGAAGAGUGGCAGCCAGAGACAAAGAGGCAGGGGCUGGUCCUUGCCCAUCUCUGCCCUCCCAGGGCCAAGCGAUGGAGAAGGGAAGAGGUUCUUCAGCCCAGAUAGAGCCCAGAGUGAAGAUGGAGCUAAACCAGACCUGCACUGAAGGAGGAAGAAAGCCCUGUAAAAUGUGGGGCAGGAGAAGUUUUGGGUUCCCAGGCAGAAUGGGUCAGGAUGCCCUGGAGGAGAAGGCCUUCAGCGCAGACCUUCAGUGCCAAUGCUUCCGGCGCUUCUGCUUCCGGGAGUCCUUGGGGCCCCGAGAGGUGUGCAGCCGCCUCCACUCCCUCUGCCGCCUGUGGCUGAAGCCUGAGCAACACUCCAAGGCGGAGAUGCUGGACCUGGUGAUCCUGGAGAAGUUCUUGGCCGUCAUUCCUGCGGAGAUGGGGCGCUGGGUGAGGGAAUGUGGGGCAGAGACCAGUUCCCAGGCCGUGGCCUUGGCUGAAGGCUUCCUCCUGAGUCGGGCCCAAGAGGAGAAGGCGCUGCAGGAAGAGCGGCAGGAGAGAGAGCUCCUUCAAGCCCAGGAGGUUCCAGUAGAUACCAGCCAGGGCUUCCCUUCCAGGUGGAUCAAGUUGGAGGAGGACACAAGAGCUGCUCUACCAGCAGAGGAGCCAAGGAUGCUGGGAAGUCAUCAUAGCUCAUCUCUUUGUGAAGCAGGAGAAAUGGCCUCCAUGGAACAGGAUCAGGUGACUUUUGAGAAUGUGUCUGUACAUUUCAGUGAGGAAGAGUGGGUCCUGCUGGAUCCGGAUCAACGGGCCCUGCACUGGGAAGUCAUGGGAGAGAAUUUUAAGACGUUCGCCUCUUUCGGUGGUGCUGGAGAAGAGAGUGAAAAUGGGACAGCAUCAUGUGAAGUGUGGUGGAAGACAGCAGGAUAUAAAGAGGGGGAAGAGGGAAACCUGGAAAUGGAAAGAGAAACAUAUAGAAGGAAGGAGUGUUCUGCGGAUACAAGGGAAAUCACAAUGCAAGAAACAGUAGACGAAAGCAGGGGGAUCAGGAACUGUCUUGUCUUUGAGAGUAGCUUCUUGCAUGAGGAACCAUGCCUGAAUGGUGAUCUCUCCAUCCUAAUGGAGAAAGGACAACCUCAAUGCCAUCAAUUGGAAGAGAGCUUUGGAUCUAGUAUACACCUUACAAACUAUGAAAAUCCACAAAUUGUGGAUAAGCCAUAUAAAUGCCUGGAGUGUGGGAAAUGUUACCAUCUUAAAGCAAGCCUAAGCAGACACCAAAAAUCCCACUUGGAAGAGAAGCCAUAUAAAUGCCUGGAGUGUGGAAAAGAUUUUUCUGAAAAGAGAAGUUUUCUUGUGCAUGAAAUGAAUCACAGAGGAGAGAAACCCUAUCAAUGCAGCGAGUGUGGAAAAGGUUUCUCUGAAAAGAGAAGUCUUAUUGUGCAUGAAAUGAAGCACAGAGGAGAGAAACCCUUUAAAUGCCUGGAGUGUGGGAAAGGCUUUUCUGAUAAGAGAAAUCUUAUUGGACAUGAAAUGAAUCACAGAGGAGAGAAACCCUAUCAAUGCCUGGAGUGUGGAAAAUGCUUCCCUCAAAAAGAAGUCAGAAAUGAACACCAGAAAACCCAUAUCAGGGGGAAGUCAUAUAAAUGCCUGGAGUGUGGAAAAGGUUUCUUUUGGGGACGACAACUUAAAAUCCAUGAAAGAACUCAUGGACAUGAAAUGAAUGACAAAGGAGAGAAACCUUAUAAAUGCCUGGAGUGCGGAAAAGAUUUUUCUGAGAAGAGAAGUCUUAUUGGACAUGAAAGGAACCACAGAGGAGAGAAACCCUAUCAAUGUCUAGAGUGUGGGAAGAGUUUCUGCUGGAAAAAUAAACUGAAGCAGCACCAAAUCAUCCACACAGGAGAGAAGCCGUAUCAGUGCCUGGAGUGUGGAAAAUGCUUCUCUCUAAAAGGAACCCUCAACAAACACAAAAAAACCCACAUGGGACGGAAGCCAUAGAAAUGCCUGGAAUGUGGAAAAUGCUUCGCUCAAAAAAGAAGCCCUCAACAACCAUCAAAACACCCAAAUGAAUGCCUGGAGUGUGAAAACGUUUCUUUCAGAAAGGACAGCUCAAAAACCACAGAAGAACCCACACAGGGGAACAGCCCUAUAAAUGCUGGGAGUGUGGAGAAGGAUUUUCUGAUAAGAAAAAUCUUACUGGACGUGAAAUGAAGCUUGGCUGUUUGAAUAUAAGUAACUCUUUUUCCACCUCCAAGAUUCUGUUAUUGUUAUUCUUGCCGCAGCAAAACUGUAUUGGGAGAUUUCUUCAUCUCCUUUAUGUGGUUCUCUCUCUAAAUAAUCCUAAACACA